AUGAACAAUAAUCCCAAAGUGACAUUUGAAUUCUUUGACAGUCAUAAUAAUUCGAUGCAACAACCACAACGAAAUAAGCAAUUACCACCAAUCUCAACCGACUACGAAUAUUCUUCUAGUCCAAAUAGCCCCAACCCAAUGGGCUUGAGAUUUAUAAACUCAUCAUCUUCAUUAAAUUCUUUAUUUGAUAAUGCUCCUCCUUAUAUUAGAUCAACUUCUACUGCAACAAUCACUCCAGUAUUAUCAAGAAAUGACUCAAAUUUAUUUAAAAAUAACUAUAGUUUAACCCAACAAUUUCAUCCAACUAUUCAAGAAUUAGAUUUCACUAAAACUAUCGAUUCCAAAUUAUUAAAACAUUCUCAAGAACAACAAAAGCAACAACAAAAAUUAAUCGUUGUCUUGGUUGGUUUACCAGCCAGUGGUAAAUCUACUGUUUGUAAACAAUUAGAAACUUUUAUCAACACUACUACUCCAUUUAGUUCAAACAUUUAUAACGCUGGUGAUGUUAGAAGAAGAAAAUCAUGCAGCGAAUUUAAUGAUGCUAAAUUUUUUGAUCCAAAUAAUGAACAAGGUAAAAAAGAUCGUGAAUUAUAUGCAACUAUCACCGUUAAUAAUUUAAUUAAUGAUUUAAAUUCAAAUUUAUUUGAUGUUGGAUUUUUAGAUGCAACUAAUACAACUAUUGAAAGAAGAAAUAGAAUGAUUAAUAAAUUACAUGAAAGUAUUCCACAAGGUAGAAUUAUUAUAUUGGAUGUUCAAUGUAAUGAUGAUAAAUUAUUAAAUUAUAACAUUAGUUGCAAAUCAAAUAAUAAUGAUUACAAAGAUAAGGAUUAUAGUAUGGCCAUUCGUGAUUUCAAAGCAAGAUCCAUGAAUUAUAAAAAAGCUUAUCAACCAAUUACUAGUGUUGAAUUGGAAAAUUAUGGUGAUAAAAUUGAUAUGUAUGUUAAAUGUGUCAAUGCUGGUGAAACCUUUGAUUUUAGUAACGUUAAACAACGUUUUAUUGAUGACGAACAUAAGGAUCAAUAUCCUUGGUAUGACAUAUUAUCUAAUUUUAAAGAUAAUUAUUACGAAUUAGAAGGUAAAAAGUAUUUGGAACAGGUUAACAAUUGGUACAAUUUGGAUUAG
Candida tropicalis MYA-3404 is the source of this 1122-nucleotide messenger RNA. Its product is annotated as 6-phosphofructo-2-kinase. Gene Ontology annotation, biological process: fructose metabolic process; fructose 2,6-bisphosphate metabolic process. The record is from RefSeq and is a predicted model, not a curated record. NCBI's taxonomy places the organism in Eukaryota, Fungi, Ascomycota, Pichiomycetes, Serinales, Debaryomycetaceae. The coding region runs from base 1 to 1122 and encodes 373 amino acids. Gene Ontology annotation, cellular component: cytosol. Gene Ontology annotation, molecular function: 6-phosphofructo-2-kinase activity; ATP binding. The transcript has a single exon.